Molecule: messenger RNA, 3778 nt
Organism: Lampris incognitus (smalleye Pacific opah)
Lineage: Eukaryota; Metazoa; Chordata; Actinopteri; Lampriformes; Lampridae
Gene: plcg2
Product: phospholipase C, gamma 2
Exons: 32
Coding region: 1-3759 (1252 amino acids)
Biological process (GO): positive regulation of epithelial cell migration; phospholipid catabolic process; phosphatidylinositol-mediated signaling
Molecular function (GO): protein binding; phosphatidylinositol-4,5-bisphosphate phospholipase C activity
Source: RefSeq, a predicted model, not a curated record
AUGGCUCAUUGGGGGCAACAGGGGGAAAUGACGGAGUACAAGAAGAGUCUGAUCAAACGAGACCUGGAGAUGGGCGUCGUCAUGACGGUGUUCCGGCAGAAGGCGGAGCGGCUCACCGUGCAGGUCAUCAUGGAGACACGGCAGGUGGCGUGGACACGCACCGCAGACAAGACUGAUGGAGUCUUGGACCUGUUUGAGAUCAGAGAGAUUCGUCCGGGGAGAAACUCCAAGGAUUUCGACCGCUUCAAAGAUGGGAAGGAUAAGCAUAAUGAAAACACCUGCUUCACAAUCUUCUAUGGCUCCCAGUUUGUCCUAAAUACCUUGAGCCUUGGAGCUGACUCCAUGGAUGACGCAGAGAAAUGGCUCACAGGACUGGAAUUGCUAAGGCAAGAGACACUGAUGGCCCCCACUCCUGAUAUAACUGAGAGUUGGCUGAGGAAGCAGAUGUACUCUGUCAGCCAGACCAAAAAGAACAGCAUCACCUUGAAGGAGCUGAAGUCCCUCCUCCCACAGCUCAACUACAAAGUGCCCAGCACGCGCUCGCUCAGGGAUAAGUUUGCGGACGUGGGAGCAAAGAAAGACCAUCUGGACUUUGAACAGUUUCAUAAAUUGUACAAUCUUUUAAUGUUUGAACAGAAAGAUAUCCUUGAGGAGUUCAAAAAGGAAUCGUGUGCUUUUAUCAUGGGAAGCACAGAUAAGCCUGAUGCCUCAGUGGUCCUUCUACAUGACUUCCAGCGGUUUCUCCUCUACCAGCAGAAGGAGUCUUGGGCCAGUGAUCUGAACCUUGUCAGAGAGCUGAUGACUACUUUCAUUGACGACACCAUGAGAAAAACCAAUGACCCUGAGUUCACUAUUAGUGAGUUUUUGAGUUUCCUGUUUUCAAAAGAGAACUCUAUCUGGGAUGAAAAGUUCUCAGAGAUCAGAACUCUGGACAUGAACAAUCCUCUGUCUCACUACUGGAUCAACUCCUCUCACAACACGUACCUGACAGGUGACCAGCUUCGUAGUGAAUCUUCAACAGAGGCCUACGUUCGAUGUCUGCGCCUGGGUUGCCGCUGUGUUGAGCUGGACUGCUGGGAGGGGCCUGGGGAGCCAAUCAUCUACCACGGCUGGACCAGGACGACCAAGAUCAAGUUUGAAGACGUGGUCAAAGCCAUCAAUGACCAUGCCUUUGUCUCCUCAGAAUACCCAUUGAUUCUCUCCAUUGAGGAGCAUUGUCCCCUUGAGCAGCAGCGUCAGAUGGCUCGUAUUUUCAGAGACGUGUUUGGAGACAAACUGCUAACAGAACCUGUGGAGCAGAUGGCUGAGCAGUUACCUACUCCCACACAGCUCAAGGGCAAGAUCAUACUCAAGCACAAGAAGUUGAAUGUGGAGGGAGGAGUAAGCACCAAGGACUUCAGGAAGGGGCAGAAACAGGGAGACCUGGAGAUCUGGGACCCAGUUGACCAGAGGUGGAACAAGCACUACUGCGUGAUCUCAGAUGAUAAGCUGUACUAUGCAGAAGAGUACGAGGAGGAGGAGGAAGAUCCCAGGAAGUACCAAGAUCUCCACAUUUCAGAGCCCUGGUUUCAUGGUCGUGUGCGGGAGGGCAGGCAGAUGGCUGAGAGACUACUGCAGGAGUUUUGUGCUGAGUCGGGGGGCAGAGAUGGUACCUUCUUGGUCAGAGAGAGUUACACUUACCUCACAGACUUCACUCUCUCCUUCUGGCGCAGCGGGAGGGUACAGCACUGUCGUAUUCGCUCUGGUUCAGAGGAAGGCUACACUUAUUACUUCCUGACACCCAACCUCCACUUCCCCAGCUUAUAUGCUUUGAUCCAGCACUAUCGCAGCAACCCUCUACGUUCCCACGACUUCGAGCUACGCCUGACUGAUGCUGUGCCAAAGGCUGACCCACACCUACAAGAGGGGUGGUUCUACAGUAACCUGAGCAGAGGGCAGGCAGAAGACUACCUGUUGAGGAUUCCCAGAGACGGAGCGUUUCUAAUCAGACAGCGAGAGGGAGAGCCAGACUCCUAUGCCAUCACAUUCAGAGGUGAUGGUAAGGUGAAGCACUGCCGCAUUGAGAGGGAGGGCAACAUGUUCCUCCUCGGCACUACCACAGAGUUUGAGAGCCUGGUGGAGUUGGUCAACUACUUCAGAAAGAAGCCACUGUAUCGUAAAAUUAAACUACGUUACCCAGUCACCCCUGAGCUGGUGGAACGCUUCAGCAAGGAGAGAGGCUGUGCCUCCCUGUAUGACAUCAAGACCUACGUGGAACCCAAUGAAAUUGAGCCAUCAUUGCCUCAAAGCACUGUUAAAGCCUUGUACGGCUAUCAAGCAACACGGCCCGAUGAGCUGACCUUCUGCAAGGGUGCUUUGAUACACAAUGUUUCAAAGGAGAAUGAUGGAUGGUGGAAAGGGGACUAUAGUGGUAAGCUGCAACUGUUCUUCCCGGCCAACUAUGUGGAGGAAGUGUCAAGCAAUACCAAGCCUGAGGCCAAGGAUAAGGACAUGGAAGACAACCCUUUGGGUGAGCUUUGUAAGGGCAUUGUUGACAUCUCCCAGUGUUGCAUCCAAAAAAUGAAGAAUGGCAAGAAUGGGAAGCUCCAUGUGCUGACCCUGCAGGAGAAAGAGGGUGACAGUCUGCAGUUUGAUCUGGCAGCUGACUCUCUGGAGGAGCUGUUUGAAUGGUACCAGGUGGCGUGGGACAUCACCCAGAGGGAGAUAAAUAAGCAGUACAAAAGGAAACAAGAGAUGAAGCAGCAAGAAGAAGUGGAAAAGCGAAGUGAGGUUGCCAUGGAGAUGUCGGACCUGGUCAUCUACUGUCAACCUCGCAGCAAGGAGAAGGACCGCUUUGACAGCUACAACUACAAAGAGAUCCGCUCCUUUGUGGAGAACAAGACGCCGGGAAAGAGCCGGAUGCAGGACUUCUUGAAGUACAAUCGCAAGGCUCUGAGUCGGAUCUACCCUAAAGGCCAGCGUGUAGAGUCCUCGAACUAUGACCCUUACCCUCUGUGGGCUGUUGGUAGUCACAUGGUCGCACUCAACUUCCAGACCGCAGAUAAAUAUACCCAGCUAAACAGCGCCCUAUUUAGUCUGAAUGGACAAACGGGUUAUGUCCUGCAGCCAGAGAUGAUGCGCUGCCAUAGCUAUGACCCCCAGCAGGAAAAGAGGAAGGUCAAGUACAACAUUGUCAUCAGGGUGAUUGCUGCCAGGCACCUUCCUAAACCCGGCCGCAGCAUUGCCAGUCCCUUUGUAGAGAUUGAGCUUUGUGGACACAUGGAAGACAGCAAGUUCAAGACAAUUGUUUUCCGCGAUAAUGGUCUGAACCCUGUGUGGAAGGCCCCAGCAGAGCCGGUAAUCUUCACAGUGUAUGAGCCAGAGCUAACCUUCUUACGCUUUGUGGUCAAUGAGGAGGACAUGUUCUCAGACCCCAACUUCCUGGCACAGGCCAUGUUUCCUGUUAAAGGCAUCCGCUCAGGGUAUCGUUCUGUACCUCUGAAAAAUGGCUACAGCGAAAACUUAGAGCUGGCCUCUCUUUUGGUCUACAUAAAUGUACAGCCAGUGGAGAAAGCAGAGGAAGAGCUGUAUUCGUCUUCCAGUCAGCUGCGUAAGAGGCAGGCAGAGCUUGGCAAUGAAGCCUUCCUGUAUGACACACAUUCAAACACCCAACGCUCCGUCCCACCCCCCAAUCGCAACAACCUAACAAGAGAAUUAAGCACCAGCGAGAAACAGCGGAUGAAAGAGAAGAAAAUAAACAACAGCAAAUUCUAUUCCUGAAGGCUCAACAGAAACAAAC